CCAGCCAGCAUAUCGAUAUCUGUUUGUACGUACGUACGUGCGUGUGUGUUGUGAGUUUCAUUCUGUCGUUCCCCCCUCUCUUCUCUCACUCUCCCUCGCUUCCUUCCCCCCUCGUUCUGUCUGUGUUCUUUUCUGCCCUUUUCUCCCGUUCGCUCCUCCCUUCCCUUCCUCUUCGCUUAUGCUGUCUUACCAGCAGUGGUUGUUGUCGGUAUAGGAAGCAAGCGAGCCAAGAUGGUAGCUUUGCUGUCUGCAUUAACUGAUGAUGACUAGAUCAUGCGAUCUAGGUACGAUUUUUUCCGCUGCGGAUUUUGUUAAACUUCGGGCGUAGACACUGCUCUCCAUCUUGCUUUUCAUACGUGGCUCGAUGUGCUAGAUUUUUUUUAUUUAUUCGUUUGUUUAUUUAUUUUGUCUCCCGGUUUUAAUUUAUUCGCACCGUGAAUGGAUGCAGUGCAUUUUUAUUCGACUGCGAUUCGUUGUGACGUAAAGUCGUCUGUAAAAACAAUUGUUUUGCAAAACACGAUUGCCAUUUUUCUGUGAUGUUUCUCAUACGUACUUUGCUGGAAAUAAGGAAUGAGAUUCCAAAAAUAUGUUAAGGUGCAACAGUACAAGUGGGAAACUAAAGCGAUGGAUAAUAUCCAUACAUUGGACCCACGAAAACAAGAACUCCUAGAAGCGAGAUUCAUUGGGAACAGAGGUCUAGUCAAUUUCAAUAUUCAUGCUCAGCAGCUGCCUCUUCAGCUCCAGCAACAAAUAGUGCAACAAAAUUCCCCUAUGAUGACACUUCCAGGAAAUUUGCCACUGCCAGCUCAAUCUACGAACUUAGGAAUCAACCAUGCUUCCUCAGGGACCAGCAGUAAUAGUAACAUUAACCAGAAUCCGGAUUCAAAUCUCAGUGCAGCUAGCUAUGGAUCUCAGCCUAGUGACAAAGAAUUAGAUACCCCUGAAAAACACCAACAUAGGACUACAACAGAAAGAAAAAGGAAAAGGAAAGAUGAUGGGUCAAAAUCUGCACGUGAAAAUGCUAAGAAAAUAAAUGAAUAUUUUAAGGGUCACAGUCCUAGUCGAUAUGCAGGCUCUAAGUCUCCUACACCACAAAGCUAUAUGUAUGCUACUGUACAGCAAAGCAUAGGUUCACCAUCAAAUACUUCCAUUCCUACUGGUUUAGAUUAUGCCAAUUUAAUGGCUCCUCCUCCUUUGUGUCCGUCUCAUGCUGUUUAUCGGUCAGUGCAAACUGAUCUUACUAUUAACAAAAUCAAAGAGCUUGAAAACAAGUCAGCUUUAGACUUGGAAAUGAGAGAUAAUAGAAUAGAAGAACUUCAAAGGGCAAAUGAGGAACUAAAGAGGCAGCUUUCAGCUUUACAAAAAGCCAAUGAAAAAGCCAAAGAGCAACUACAAAGGUGCCACGAUGUCACUAAGCAGUUACUUAUUGAAAAGUCACUAAUGGAGAAAAAGGCCUGUCGACAAAAAUGUAUGCAAAAUAGAUUGAGACUUGGUCAGUUUAUUACACAACGACAAGGAGCAUCCUUUGCUGAAAACUGGGUGGAUGGAUUUGCUUUCACGGAAUUAAUAAAGAAACAGGAACAAAUAGCAUUAGAAAGAGAAGAUAUAGAAAAACAACGUAAAUUAUUAGGCAAGAAGAAACCAAAUGCAAGUCAACCAAGAGGUCGGGCGAAUAUGAACUUAGCAAAUGGAGAUUUUGUUCGACCUGAUCCUCCUAAAGAUCUCCUCAGCUGGUCUGAGUUUUUUGAACAAGAAGAAAUUUUCAAACUGAGGCAAGUUUCUCUAAAGAAGGAAGACACUGAUUUACAGCUAGAAUUAGAAAAAUUAGAGAGGGAAAGAAAUCUUCAUAUUCGUGAAUUGAAAAGGAUACACAAUGAAGAUCAGUCUAGGUUUUUGGCUACUUUGAAAACUGUUCCUUCAUCUUCUGCUCACAAUUCCUGGUUUAAUAAUCAUCCUGUUCUCCAUGAAAGGUAUCUCUUACUAACACUACUGGGUAAAGGAGGAUUUAGUGAAGUACAUAAAGCUUUUGACUUGAAAGAGCAAAGAUAUGUUGCAUGCAAAGUUCACCAGCUAAAUAAGGACUGGAAGGACGAUAAAAAAGCUAAUUAUAUCAAACAUGCCCUUAGAGAGUACAACAUUCACAAAUCCUUGGACCAUCCCCGUGUUGUAAGACUGUAUGAUGUAUUCGAAAUAGAUGCCAAUUCGUUUUGUACAGUUUUAGAAUACUGUGAUGGUCAUGAUUUAGAUUUCUACCUCAAGCAACAUAAAAAUAUCCCGGAAAGAGAAGCUCGAUGUAUCAUCAUGCAAGUUGUACAUGCUCUUAAGUACCUGAAUGAAAUUAAACCACCUAUUAUACAUUAUGAUCUCAAGCCAGGAAAUAUUCUAUUAGGAAGUGGUGAAAUCAAAAUUACCGACUUUGGUCUAAGUAAAAUUAUGGAUGAUGAAAAUUAUAGUCCUGAACUUGGAAUGGAUCUUACUUCUCAAGGUGCUGGAACAUAUUGGUAUCUUCCUCCUGAGUGCUUUGUAGUAGGCAAAUCUCCUCCCAAAAUAUCAUCAAAAGUUGAUGUGUGGAGUGUAGGUGUUAUAUUUUAUCAGUGCCUCUAUGGGAAAAAGCCAUUUGGACACAACCAGUCUCAAGCUACAAUAUUAGAAGAAAAUACUAUUUUAAAAGCUACAGAAGUUGAAUUUCCAGCCAAACCUGCUGUUAGCAGCGAGGCAAAGAACUUUAUUCGGAGGUGCCUACAAUAUAGAAAAGAAGAUCGAAUAGACGUUAUCUCACUGUCUGCUGAAGAUUAUCUAAAACCUAACUAUUCCAAACACAGUCGACAGUCGAGUGCCUCAUUGGAUAAAACAUAGCCUUGUCAUGUAGUUACUAAAUUUAUCUUUGGAAUGUACAUAAUCCUCUGCUGCAUGUGGUUUGCCCAUGAAGACCACACCAGGGGCAUUACAGCUCAAGGUUGUUUGCUGCAAUCUCCACUGCUGAGAAACUGUUUAGCUGCAGUCCUCCUGCACACAACCUCGUGCUGCUACAUAGCUUCAUUCCUUGUUCCUAAAUCACUCGGGAGAUCUGCCAAGGAAGCUUUGAUGAGAAAUAAAAAAGAUGUUGCUGUGAUAGGGUAGUGUGGAUGAAUGACUCAAACACAUCCACACGCAUGCAUUAUUUAUAAUUAUAUAUAUAUAAAUAAAUAAAUAUAAAUGAAUAUCUGUAUAAAAAAACAAAUGUGGACUCAUAAAACCGCAUGACCUUAUACGACUACAGCUGCAGCAUUUUGACUUGUGAUUGGACUUGAUUUGUUAUUUCACUGUCAGGAAUUAGCUCUGACUGACAGUGCUGUUGUAAGUAGCAUGUACUCUAAAUGAAACUAAAGUGUGUAACUGAUGUAUGAAUGUGUGUUGCUAUUUGCAAAAGUUUGAGAGUAUGAAUUUUUGAACUAGUGUUUAUAUAUUUACACUUUGAUGAAAGCUUAAUUAUUCCAUGCUUCCAAAAGUAGUUACUUUAUGGGGCUUUCUACUACUUCCUCCUUGCAAUGCUGUCAUUGUACAGUUAAGGUCAUGAGGUUAAAGAGAAAAAAUCUGUAAAUUUAAGGACAAUUGCGAGUUGUAAUGUUCAAGUUAUUGCAUUGAGGAUUAGAUUAUGGACUCUGGAGUACAAUUUAAAUUUGUCUAUCUAUCUAGUGAAUUAAUUUUUAGACAUGUUUUUAAUUGCUAAUUUUUGCCUUUUAGUAAAAUCUGAAUAAAGCUCGAAUUGAACACUGAAUUUCUGAAUUAUUAUCAGAUAUCACUAAAAUUCAUAUGUACUAUUAUAUUCAGGAGUAUAUCAAUUGUUAAAUAACUAGUCAAGUAGUAUUUUUUAAAAAUCGGUGUACUUCUGUGCUUUUAGAUGAUAACAAUUCAAAUGGAUUUUAUUUUCCCUAAUCAGUCUUUACUUUUUAGAUGUACCCACAUUAACAUUUAAGUCUAAAAUAUUUUAGCUAUUCAAAUUUAAUUUAUCAUGAAUUUUAACUUAGAUCUAUUUAUAACAUCUGCAUGUUAUGUGAAUAGUUAAUGAUAUAUAAUUUAACAAAUUUUUAGAUACAUAUGAAGCAUUUGCCAGCAUUAUUUUUGAAGAAUUCAUAAUCAGCAAUAAGUAAAAGUUUUUCAGAGCUCAUUAGAAAAAGUAUGAAUCAUCUAUUCAUACUCUUUUCUAUAAAAAAAUUAAUUUAUUCUAUUAUUUAUCUUAGAUUUCUAUAGGUAUAUAAAUAUUGGUAGUCUAAUAUUAUAGUUAUUAGAAGUUUUAUAAAAUAAUAUAUCCAUAAGAACAUCCCAGAUGCCCCUAGCAUCUUUGGUUUAAUUCAAAAUUUCUUUUCACAAUAUUUUUACAGAUAUUUUUAAUGUAUAUUUUACAAUUUGUAAAUGCAUAUUAAACUUUUUUUUUAUUUUAUCAAUAUUAUUUUUAUUAUUAUUCAUGUUUUUCUUAGGGAAAGAGAGUUGUAAAAACAUAUUUCCCAACAUAGUUUUUAUAUUCAUUGGUUUCAUAUCCACCCCCACCCACCUAUGAACUCUUGAACUGUUACCUGGUAACAACUUUCAUUUUAGUUAUGGACAUUAUUUUUUCUGAGCAGACUUAUUUAUAUUGUACUCCAAAGUAAGUUGAAAGUUAAUCGUGAAAUUUUAAAUGAUUAUUAAGGGAAAAUUAUUUCAUACUAAUUAUUUAUUAGGGCAAAGAUAUGUUUUUAAAACUUGCACUUAUUUUAAUAAAUUAUUUUUUUCAGAGUUUAAUAAUUUCUCAUGUAGUGAUUCUUAUUAAAAUUCUGAGUAUGGAGGAAAUUAAUUUUCAUGAGCAGCGAUUGUUUAUUUUUGAUUUCUUUACUCUGAUUUAUUAAUUCAUCUUAUAAUGAAAAUACUUAUCUAGCUAGCACUAGUAAAUUUUCUUGAUUCAGUUAAAAAUUUUGAAUAUAUUUUCUAUGCAGUCAAUGAUUUUCUAUACCUACUUUAUACAGUUGUGUUUGGAUUUUUUCAACAAUAAUAGUCAAUUUCUAUUAAUUAGUGGUCAUCAUAAUUGUUUCCUGUGAUUUUAAAUGAAAUUUUUGAUAGUGAUAUUUGUUAAUUUUGCUUGAUUUCAAAUUUCAUAUGAAUGAAUUAAGUCAGUUAUAACUGUCUUUUCAUACUCACUAAUGUUUAAGUUAUUUUGUAAUUGUUUAUUUUGUCAUGUUUUAUGUCUUUCUGUUCAACAAUGUACAAAGUUUCUUUUUUUUUGUGAUUUUUUUUAUAAGUUUGCUUGUAAUGAAAAUUUUUGUUGUGAUUAAAUUAAUAUAGUGUUUAUGAAAUCUCAUUUUGAUUAUGAGUGUCUUCCAAAUUUAUAAAACAACUAUAUCUUAACUAAUUAAUGCUCCUAAAUUUUUAUCUUUAAAUAAUAUAUAAUCUGUGACCAGAAAUAUAUAUUAUCUGGAUUAGUCAAAGUUUGCAAAUUUUAGGGGGAAAUGCUUUGGAUUAUUUGAAAAGUUAUAUUCUCAAAUAAGCACGUUGUAAUUAAAAUGUGAUGUUGUAAGAAAAAAAAAUAGUAGAAAGUAGAAAUGUUUGUUGAAGUUAAUUGUUAUAUGUUUUUCUCAAAUUAAAUACCCAAGCCAAAAGCUCAAUGAGGCAUUCCCAUGAUUGUUAAAAUGAGUAAAAAUCAAAUUUGAAACUUAAUUCCUGUAAUAAAAUGUACAAUAUUAUUACUUACACUUAUUGAAAGUAGUUUUAUAUAACCUUUGUUGUAAUUUUGAUAUAAUUUCAUGGAAUAAGUUAGUGCUCUGUUAAUCUUUUCAAAAUAUCUUAUCAAUUCAUUUGAAGCAAAGUAUAAAUGUCUUAGUACUUCAUCUAUUGCUCAGUGAAUACUUUUUUAUUUUGUAGAUUUAAUAAGAUCGAAUGAUUUAUAGUCGAUUGAUAUGAUCAGAAUUCGCCCAGUUUCUACUACUUUUUAAAAUUUUAAAAAUAUAACCAUCCAAAAUUAUUUUCCCAUUUUUAAUAAGUUGAUUAUGAUUGUAAUUUUUGAUUUUUAAUUAAGUGGAAAGAUUAAUACCAAAUGUGUCUAAAUGAAUUUUUGAAUCAUCUUACAAUCAUUUUAUUUCUUCAUAUUUUUUUUAAUUUGGAUUUAGGCUUUAAAUGGUCCUCCACAGUUAUAAAGCAAUGUAAAUAAUGCAACAUUUCAAUAAUUUGAAGUUCUUAAAAAUUCCAAUUUGAAGAUAUUUUUAUCAUAUGGUUGUACAAUAUUCUUUAUUCGUGGGAGAAGAAUAGAAAGGGAAAAAAAAAAGUUUUGAAGUGUCAAAUUAAACUACCUCAGGGAAUUGUGUUUGCUUACUUUUGAUCUGUUUUAUCUUCAGAACAGUGUAAAAGCCAAGCUAUAUAUUAUUUGUUUCAAACAUUAUUGGAUGUAUACUGACUGAAUGCAAGUAAGAAUGCGCUGUCUUCAUCAUAAUUUAUUUUGUUGCAUUGUGUAAUGAGUUUUUCUGAAGUUGGUAUUAAAAGUUUCAUUUUCUCCAUCAAAUAUGGAUAAUAUAAAUUUGCAGGAAAAAAAAAAGAAAGCUCAAAUAGUAAAUAUAAUUGAAAUAUAUCUGUGCAAACUUUUAUUCAUAUUUCAUUUCAUUCCUGUAUGAUUAUUAAUAUCUGCUGUGUGUACAUCAUAUGCACAGGAGUUGCAGCUGAUCGCUAUUUUGCUUGGAGGCACCAAUAUUUUGUUCACACUUUGUUUUUGUGAAACUUCCUGUCUUCUCAUGUAAGUUGAACUCUUCCUUGUAAAUAAGCAUAACAAAGCUUGUAUAUAUGUAAGCUUAUCAAAAUUGAGAAGUGAUUAAAAAAAAGAAGAAAAAAUGAGUUGUUGAGUUCAAGUUAUGCCAUGUGAUUUCAGGUGCAUGAACUUAGCUGACAACAGUGAAUAAAAAGGAUGUGUAGAAAUUUUGCGCAAACUGUA
Messenger RNA from Argiope bruennichi, 6928 nucleotides. Its product is annotated as serine/threonine-protein kinase tousled-like 2. The coding region runs from base 571 to 2856 and encodes 761 amino acids. The transcript is spliced from 20 exons. Gene Ontology annotation, molecular function: protein serine/threonine kinase activity; ATP binding. Gene Ontology annotation, cellular component: nucleus. Gene Ontology annotation, biological process: intracellular signal transduction; peptidyl-serine phosphorylation; chromosome segregation. Lineage: Eukaryota; Metazoa; Arthropoda; Arachnida; Araneae; Araneidae. The record is from RefSeq and is a predicted model, not a curated record.